Messenger RNA from Rotaria sp. Silwood2, 1881 nucleotides. The record is from the annotation of a GenBank genome assembly. NCBI's taxonomy places the organism in Eukaryota, Metazoa, Rotifera, Eurotatoria, Philodinida, Philodinidae.
AUGACAUCGGAAUCUUAUGUUAUUGAACGAAAAGCAAUUGAUAUUUCUGGUCGAUUAGGUUCAUUGUAUGAUGCAUCAUACGAUAGAUUGACUAAUAAUUACUCCAUCGAGGCAUCUAACGUUCAAAUACUUAACGAACCUUCUAUAUGUAGAAUAUUCUCGGGUGAUCAAUCAAUUGAUUUAAUAACUUAUCUUAGAGAAAUGGAUAUCAAUGAUGAUCUUCGACAAAGUAUUCUUCUCCGUAUGGUUAAUCCAUCAGGAGUUAGUUCUCUAGUCAAUCAUAAUCAACCAAUUCAUGCUAAUAUUCGUUUUCUAUAUUAUUCAUACCGAAGUAAAGAAGAAGAAUUGAAUUUUACAGCUGGAAAAUUAGAUCAAAUUAUUCGACUUCCAUCUUCAACUCGUGCAACUCAUAUGAUCACCAAAAUAAUAUGGGGCAUAGAAAUUUUAUGCAUUAUACCAAUUUCAAAUAAUCACUCUAUGAAGACUAUUGACAAUUUACUUGAGACUAUUUUCAAUCGAUUACAAAAUAGUAGGGGUAAUAUCCAUCUAACUAACAUUGAGAAACGUCAAAUUGAUGAACUGAUUAAUGUUACGAUAUAUAGCUCUGAAACAUGUAUCGACAAUCCUAAUACAUCAUUAUUAGUUGUUCUGAAUAAACUAAAUGAUUGGCAGAAAUAUACAAAUUUUCAUCAUCCACUUAUCUAUACGAUGCAUUCAUUAAGAUGGCUUAAUAACAAUGAUCAAUUUCCAGUAACAUACAAUCUGACUGACCAGAUUCGUUAUGAUGUUGAACAAAUUCAAACUUUCAUCAUACCGAUAGAUACAUCGAUAAAAGAUGUUCAACAGUUGUUAGAGAAAAUUCCAGAAACUUUUUCAGAUCCUACAUUAAAUCAACAGUGGACACAUUAUAAAGAAGAGUUCUCUACUUUAUUAGAAACAUAUGAGAAUUGUCGAAAAUGUCUUAGAAAAACACUCUCAGAUAUUCGUCAAAAUGCUUGUAAAUCAAUACAAAUCAACAAAAUCAUAUCAGAUCCACGUUAUUCAUCGUUAAAAACUAACUUUAAGGAUUUUUAUCAACAAAUACAUCGAUGGUUUUCAAAAAUGAUGUUAAUUGAACAAUUGAUUAAUGAUCAAAUUCAGUAUGUUAAUAUUUUAGAUAUUAUUCCUCAUGAACAUAGUUUUAUGACAAUGGAAGAUAUUGAUGCAAUAUUAAAAUGUUCUUUGACAAACAAACAUAGUUCUGUAAUUCUAUGGUAUUCAAGUGAUCACCUAAAACGAAGAAAACCAGACAAAUGGAAAGAAAUAUAUCAACGUUUAAUCAUAGAAAAACAAAAAACAACACAAGAAACUUCUUGUAUUUAUGUUGACUUUAGUCCAUGUAAUAAAAAAUUACAAGACUUCAAUGUAGUACAGCUACCUAUUGAAUUAACAUCAAAACUUCGACGUGAUCAUCCCAAAGAGCGACCAUUACCAUCAGCAUCCUCACCAACGCUACACCGAUCAACAAAGCAGCGAUCCCUGGUAUCUUCACUUCCCUCAGAAAGAAAAUCAUCAUCAGUAACUGAAAUUAAUGUGUUACUUAUGGGUGAAACUGGAGUUGGAAAAUCAACAUUCAUUAAUGCAUUUGUUAAUUAUUUAAUGUUUGAUACUCUUGAACACGCUGAACAACAUGAACCAAUUGUAUUAAUUCCAGUUUCGUUUCUUAUUACGACUGGUGAUCAAUUUGAUGAGUGUACUAUUAAAUUUGGUGAUGUUGAUUCGAAUGAAAAUUAUGAACAUCAAGGUCAAUCAGUAACACAACAAUGUAAAUCAUAUGUAUUCAAUUUAAAUGAAAGAUUACUUUUACGUUUAAUUGAUACACCAGGUAUGGGUGAUACACGU